Molecule: messenger RNA, 2822 nt
Organism: Hibiscus syriacus
Lineage: Eukaryota; Viridiplantae; Streptophyta; Magnoliopsida; Malvales; Malvaceae
Product: probable galacturonosyltransferase 13
Exons: 6
Coding region: 561-2162 (533 amino acids)
Molecular function (GO): polygalacturonate 4-alpha-galacturonosyltransferase activity
Source: RefSeq, a predicted model, not a curated record
CUUUUUCCUCUAAUUUUCUUAAGAAAUUAGAUGAGUCGAUCCACCGCACCAAUGGGAGAUCUUGAUUAGAACCCGAAAAGGAAAGAGAAAAUAAACCCAUUUUUUUCAACACAUUAAAAAAAAGGGACCCAGGUUCUCUUUGUUUUCCUCCUCAUUCUUUCUUGAUCUAUGGGAGAGCUUCAAUAACCAUUACCCAGAUCUAAAAAAACAACUUGCUUAAUUCUUUGAUCCAAAAAAAAAAACCAAGAAAAAGGGGAAGAGAAAGAGGAAAAAUACCCAAUUUUUUUGUGGGUGUUAAAAUAUUCAAUGCAGUGAAGGUCCUUUGUUAAGACCAACUUAAAAAAGGGGAGUUUUGAAGGGAACCCAGAUCAAGAAAUUGAAGAUUAAAUCAGGAAAAAAAAGAGAAGGGGAAAGGGUUGGAUCUGAUGGUUGUGGGAUUGGGUGCAGAUCCGAGCAGCGAGAUAUAUUGUGGAGAAGUGGAAUUUGAUAACAAGAACAAGUGUGGCGUGUUUUUGGAGCCAGUGGAUUUGUUCAGGUGUGGAGGGGCUGCAUAGACAAGGAUGCAGCUUCACGUCUCGCCUAGCAUGAGAAGUUUAACGAUAUCAAGCAACAAUGGGUUUAUUGACUUGAUGAAGAUCAAAGUGGCAGCUAGACAUAUUUCAUAUAGGACCCUUUUCCAUACCAUUCUUAUUCUCGCUUUCUUGUUGCCUUUCGUCUUCAUUCUUACUGCUCUUGUUACCCUUGAAGGUGUCAACAAGUGUUCCUCAUUUGAUUGUUUAGGUAGGCGGUUAGGACCGAGGCUUCUUGGUAGAGAUGAUUCAGAGCAGAGACUUGUUAAGGACUUCUAUAAGAUCCUCAAUCAAGCAAACACCGAGGAAAUCCCAGAUGGUGUAAAACUUCCAGUUUCAUUUAAUCAACUUGUUUCUGAAAUGAAGAACAACCAAUAUGAUGCAAAGACCUUCGCACUCAUGUUAAGAGCAAUGAUGGAGAAACUUGAAAGAGAAAUUAGGGAAUCAAAAUUUUCUGAGCUGAUGAACAAACACUUUGCAGCAAGUUCCAUUCCGAAAGGUUUAUACUGCCUUUCUCUGCGUUUAACCGACGAAUAUUCUUCAAACGCUCAUGCACGCAGACAAUUGCCUUCUCCUGAGCUCCUCCCUGUUCUUUCCAACAACUCUUACCACCACUUUGUCUUGUCAACAGACAACAUAUUGGCUGCAUCAGUUGUCGUCACUUCUGCCGUUCAAUCAUCUCUAAAACCCGAAAAGAUUGUCUUCCAUAUCAUCACAGACAAGAAGACUUAUGCAGGUAUGCAUGCCUGGUUUGCACUAAACCCUGUGUCCCCCGCGAUAGUCGAAGUGAAAGGUGUUCACCAGUUUGAUUGGUUAACUAGAGAGAAUGUACCCGUGCUUGAGGCUGUGGAGAAUCAUCAUGGCGUCAGAAAUUACUAUCACGGCAAUCAUAUUGCAGGAACAAAUCUCUCCGAAACUACUCCACGAACAUUUGCUUCGAAAUUGCAAGCUAGAAGUCCAAAGUACAUAUCUUUACUCAACCAUCUUAGGAUAUAUUUACCAGAGCUUUUUCCGAACCUUGACAAAGUGGUGUUUCUAGACGAUGAUGUCGUAAUUCAGCGUGAUUUGUCGCCACUUUGGGAUAUCGAUUUAUGGGGAAAGGUUAAUGGAGCUGUUGAAACUUGUAAAGGCGAGGAUGAGUGGGUGAUGUCCAAACAUUUCAGAAACUACUUCAAUUUUUCCCAUCCCCUUAUAGCUAAGCAUUUGGAUCCCAAUGAAUGUGCAUGGGCAUAUGGGAUGAAUGUUUUCGAUCUCCAUGCAUGGAGAAAGACGAAUAUAAGAGAAACAUAUCAUUACUGGCUGAAAGAGAACCUGAAGUCGAACCUAACAAUGUGGAAACUUGGAACUCUACCACCUGCACUGAUUGCAUUCAAAGGUCAUAUUCGUCCAAUUGACCCGUCAUGGCAUAUGCUCGGUUUGGGCUAUCAGAGUAAGACCAAUGUCGAGAAUGCAAAAAGAGCUGCAGUUAUUCAUUACAAUGGCCAAUCGAAACCAUGGCUGCAGAUUGGCUUUGAGCAUCUUCGGCCAUUUUGGACCAAGUAUGUAAACUACUCCGAUGAUUUUGUUAGGAACUGCCACAUAUUGGAAUUGUAGUUAAUCGGAUUAGAGGAGUUAGAAGGGACGAUAUAGACUCGGAAGUAUGCAAGUCGAGUGUUUUUCAUUGCAGCCUGAAAAAUAUAUCGAGAUGUAUUUCAGAAAGGUAAGGGGGUGAACAAACGGAGUAAAGAGUGGGUUGGAUUAACCGCCAUCACUCGAAAAAUGCAUGCUGUAGCCAGGAGAGGGCCUGCAUUUCUAGCACGGCCAUGAAAAUUCUUUCUUUUUUCAGUUUGUAACAUAGCAAUCGAUCAAUAUUUAUUUAUUUUUGAUGUGGGAAAAGGAUACUCGUAUUGGUCUUCCUGCAAGGGUUAUUGUCUUAUUGUUCAGGUUCAGAAUAAGGUGUGAAAAUACACAGAUACUCGGAAGUGUUUCCCCAUUGGUGUCACUGCUGUAGGAACACAAUGGCCAUUUGGUAAGGGCUCAUACAUCAAACCUACACUCUUCUUUCUUUCCUAUCCUAAAAAAGGAAGAAGAAGAAGAACCUGUUGGUUUCAUUUGUUCUUUCUCCUUUUGCCUUUAUUUUGAAAUAUUUGUGGAAUUUAGAACUUAGAUUAUGGAGAUUGCUUUGUUUGCAGCUCCCAUGAACCAGGGACCUGCUCUUAGGUUUUAUAAUAUUCACAUGUUGUUAUCAUGAGAAUCAUUUCAAACAACUUUGCC